ACUCCACAGCCUAUUUCCACUUUCCCGCUCAUCAACCACCAUUCAUUUUGCCGCAAGUGAACCUCCAAGUCCCUUUUGCCGGCUUUUUUAAAUUUCGCGGAAACUUCCUUUUCUUCCAUUUAAGUACUAACAAUUCACAGCCAACAUUUAAUCUCAACAUUCUCAAAUUUCAUUUGCAAUAAUUAAGUUUUCUGAAAAUGGGCAUGGUUUUUGGUAAGAUCUGUGUUGAAACACCGAAAUAUGAAUUGAUUCAAUCUACAGCUGAUUACGAAAUCCGAAAAUACCCAGCAGCUGUUAUAGCUCAAAUCACAUAUGAUCCGACCCAGUUCAAAGGCAACAAAGACGCCGGAUUUGAGAUACUAGUCAAUUACAUCGGCCUACUGGGUACUCCCCAAAACGCUAAACCUGAAAAAAUCGCCAUGACAACUCCUGUAAUCACCAAAUCGUCGGAGAAAAUCGCGAUGACUACACCGGUGGUGACUAAGAGUGGUGACGGAGAGAACAAUACAGUGACUAUGCAGUUUAUUUUGCCUGCAAAGUAUACGAAAGCUGCAGAAUCACCGAAGCCGUUGGAUGAGAGAGUGGUGAUUAUAGAAGAAGGGGAAAUGAAGUAUGGGGUGUUGAAGUUUAGUGGGACUCCAAGUGAUAGAGUGGUGAAAGAGAAAGUGGAGAAUUUGAAGAAAUGGUUGGAGAGAGAUGGGUGUAAGAUAAUUGGGGAAUUUGAGUUGGCUAGGUAUAAUCCGCCAUGGACAUUGCCUCCCUUUAAGACUAAUGAAGUUAGGAUUCCAGUUAAGUGAAGCUGAAACUACUACAUGUAAAGAAAAAAAGAGAGUGGUGUGAGUGGCUUGUAGCUAGCUUGUGUUUUUUUUUAAAUUUCUACUGGUAUUUCGUGGCAUAGUAAAAGUUUUAAUGGGCUUCAAGCUAAUGUUUGAUUGUGUAGUUUGAAAAAACUAUUUUUUAUUUUUAAAGUAAAAAAUGUUAUUUGAAAAUUGGUAGUUCUCCUUUAA
Messenger RNA from Solanum dulcamara, 1007 nucleotides. RefSeq names its product heme-binding-like protein At3g10130, chloroplastic. Bases 198 to 797 code for a protein of 199 amino acids. The record is from RefSeq and is a predicted model, not a curated record. NCBI's taxonomy places the organism in Eukaryota, Viridiplantae, Streptophyta, Magnoliopsida, Solanales, Solanaceae. The transcript has a single exon.